CUAAAUAAUUAUAAGAUAGACGGUUAUAAAAAGAAAAAACUAAAAAAAAUCUCAUAAUUCAUAAAUAGAGAACUAAAUAAAAAAUCUCAUCCUCUAAGCUAGUCCACACUCACUUACCAUGCUCAGUCCUCACUAUAGUUAAUCUCAACCGUUAGAUCUCCGAGACUCUGACAGCCACUCCUUCGAUUACCCACAGUACUAAAGACCGUCUUUCACUUCAGUUUGCCCACGCCACUUCCCAUAGUCUCAACAAAACCUCAAAAGGAGCUACCUUUUUCCCUCUCUCUCUCUCUCUCUCUCUCUCUCUCUAUAGUUCUUCUUACUUGCUUUUCAUUAGCUUUUGUUCUUUUAAGCUUCCCUUUUUCUUCUAAUUUCAUUUUUCUUCCCCCCUUUACUACCUCUUCUGGGUAGUGGGGUUUUCUAGAGCUCUCUUCUUCCCUUGGUGAGAUUUUGUUGAAGACUGAGAAGAAAGAUUGUUCUUUUAGAGGAUUUUAAUGGCGGGUCUUAUUCUGUUUUUGCUUACGGCAAUCUCUGUUGUUGCAGCUGAUGAAGAUGCUUUCAUCGGUGUAAAUAUCGGUAAUGAUGUUUCUGAUAUGCCAACCCCAACUCAAGUGGUGGCACUUUUGAAGGCUCAGAAUAUUAAACAUGUAAGACUUUUCGAUGCAGAUCGAGCUAUGCUUCUUGCACUUGCAAACACAGGCAUACAGGUGAUUGUAUCGAUUCCAAAUGAGCAGCUUCUCGGGAUUGGUCAGUCCAAUGCCACUGCUGCCAAUUGGGUUUCUCGAAAUGUGAUUGCUCAUGUCCCUGCCACCAACAUAACAGCCAUAGCUGUUGGAUCUGAUGUCUUGACGACCCUCCCUAAUGCUGGCCCCAUUUUAGUUUCUGCGCUAAAAUUCAUUCACUCUGCUCUUGUUGCCUCUAAUCUCGAUCGCUUAAUAAAAGUAUCCACUCCACACGCUUCUUCCAUUAUUCUCGAUUCCUUUCCACCUUCCCAAGCCUUCUUCAAUCGAACAUGGGACCCCGUCAUGGUUCCCUUGCUUAAGUUUUUGCAAUCUAGUGGCUCAUACCUUAUGCUCAAUGUCUACCCUUAUUACGAUUACAUGAAAUCAAACGGUGUGAUUCCCUUGGACUAUGCACUAUUCCGCCCCCUUCCACCAAACAAAGAAGCUGUGGAUUCUAAUACACUAUUGCAUUACACCAAUGUCUUCGAUGCUGUUGUUGAUGCCGCUUAUUUUGCAAUGUCUUACUUGAACAUUACGAAUGUUCCUGUUGUAGUGACUGAGUCGGGCUGGCCCUCAAAGGGUGACUCAACAGAGCCUGAUGCCACUGUUGAUAACGCUAAUACUUACAAUAGUAACUUAAUUAGACAUGUACUUAACAACACAGGGACUCCUAAACGUCCCGGGAUAGCUGUUAGUACUUUUAUAUACGAGCUUUACAAUGAGGAUUUGAGACCAGGUUCAACAUCUGAGAAAAACUGGGGGCUCUUUGAUGCUGAUGGAAUACCGAUUUAUAUCUUGCACUUGACGGGAGCUGGGACUGUUCUGGCGAACGACACUACAAAUCAAACUUUCUGUGUUGCUAAGGAAGGUUCUGACCGCAAGAUGCUACAGGCAGCGUUGGAUUGGGCAUGUGGACCGGGCAAAGUUGAUUGCUCACCUAUGUUGCAGGGGCAAUCAUGUUAUCAACCCGACAACGUGGUUGCACAUGCAACAUACGCUUUCAAUGCUUACUUCCAGCGAAUGGCAAAGUCUCCUGGAACAUGUGAUUUUAAAGGAGUGGCAACCAUCACUACAACAGACCCGAGCCAUGGUUCUUGUAUAUUUCCCGGAAGUACUGGAAAAAAUGGAACCUUUGUAAAUGGUACAUCACUUGCUCCAUCUUCAAAUUCCACAACUUCCGGUUGUCAUUCACAAUAUCUCGACCGUGGCAGUUCUUUCACUAGCUCUGUGAUCAUAGGCAUCUUAUUUUUAACCUUAGUAGUUUCGUUGUAGAAACUACAUAUCUAUUUGUAUUCGUGCAAAUCUUUCGGGAAACAUUCUGUUUCGACUGUUGGUGGAAGUCAUUAGAAAACCCAAUUUUGUGUCCCCGUCGGGGUGUGGGGUUUUCGGGGGGUACCGGCUUGAGAUGAUCUAUAUUUAGCAAGAAGUUGUAAGGUAUUUGUCCAUUGGAGUGUGUACAAAAAAGACCAAAAAGGUGAUUAUUUCAGUUUAAGUUUGUAACUAACUAGCUUUGUAGGAAAAAUUUGAGUUGUAUUCUUUGAACUGAACUGAAAUGAAAAUGUACCACUUUCUUCUUGAAAUGAAAACUACAUUACUUUUA
Messenger RNA from Cannabis sativa, 2322 nucleotides. Its product is annotated as glucan endo-1,3-beta-glucosidase 3. Lineage: Eukaryota; Viridiplantae; Streptophyta; Magnoliopsida; Rosales; Cannabaceae. Bases 495 to 1994 code for a protein of 499 amino acids. Gene Ontology annotation, molecular function: hydrolase activity, hydrolyzing O-glycosyl compounds. The record is from RefSeq and is a predicted model, not a curated record. Gene Ontology annotation, biological process: carbohydrate metabolic process. Gene Ontology annotation, cellular component: plasma membrane. The transcript is spliced from 4 exons.